Messenger RNA from Nymphaea colorata (pocket water lily), 1176 nucleotides. RefSeq names its product lysine-rich arabinogalactan protein 19-like. The transcript has 2 exons. The coding region runs from base 166 to 909 and encodes 247 amino acids. Gene Ontology annotation, cellular component: plasma membrane. The record is from RefSeq and is a predicted model, not a curated record. Lineage: Eukaryota; Viridiplantae; Streptophyta; Magnoliopsida; Nymphaeales; Nymphaeaceae.
UCUCUCUACAAAUAACACCGACGCCCUCAUUUCUCUCCGCACAGCCUGGACUCUGGACUCUUCUCCUUCCCGGUAUCUGGCGGAGUGUGUGGGAGGGUAGACUGUUGCUAGAGAGAAGGGAAAGUGAGAGAGGGAAGGCAGAGGCAAGCAAGGGAGAAGGAGAAGAUGGUGCAGUCUACGAGAGCUAGAGUUAGGGUUAUGGUUCUGGUGCUCACGUUGGCCUGCAUUAUAGUGGGUGCCACUGCCGCCGGCCAGGCACCGGCCGCUGCGCCGACCACCUCCGCACCACCUCCGACUACCUCCUCCCCACCCCCGACCACCUCAUCACCACCCCCCACCACUACGCCACCAGCAUCUUCGCCAUCAAAACCCGUCGCCCCGUCUCCCAAACCUGUUGCCCCCGCCGCCUCGCCUCCCGCUAAAGCACCAGUAGCCUCUACACCACCUGUAGCCGCUCCUACCGCUGCGCCACCCACACCGACAGCUCCCAUUGCCGCACCGCCUACUCCGGUAGCUCCCGUCGUUGCACCCACCACCCCUCCUCCGGUCGCCUCACCUCCUGCCCCUGUUCCGGUUGCCUCCCCUCCGGCGCCUGUGCCUGUAGCUUCCCCGCCCGCACCUGUGCCCGUGAGCUCAGCACCUGCGGUGACUCCGGCUCCUGCCUCUGCCCCACCGUCGAAGGCUCCGGCUCCGAGCAAGAAGAAGCUAAAGCAUAAGAAGAGUUCCCCUGCUCCUUCUCCCCUGGCUGUCAGUCCUCCGGCUCCUCCUCUCGCUCCCGGCCCCUCUCAGGAUUUGAGCUCUCCAAACUCUUCUCCUGACACCAGUGGAGCAGAGGGAAUGAUGGGGGUGAAGAAGAUGGUCUUCGCAAGCAUCCUUGCUCUUGUUUGCGGUCUCGCCGUUAUUGCUUGAGGAGGCAUUCUUUUCCAUGACACCAUCUCUUUCUUUCUCCUCCUAUUCUCUUCUCUGUGCUUUUCUUUCUUGUUCUUCUCUUUUUUGAGGGCACCUGAAAUUCCCACCCCCUUGUGCGCUAUGGGAUGUCCAGGUGUGGUAUAUUUUGAGCUAUGGAUUCUUUGAGGAGAGCUGUUUGUAGUGAUUAUUGAUUGGUUCGGACUUCUACAUUAUUUAUGGCGUGUUCUUUUCUCUUCCUCUUAUAUAUAUAUUACAUAUAUCCUUCUA